AUGAGCGCGGGCACGCGGCGGGCGCGCGCGGGGGCGGGCGCGGGGCUACGGGCGGGCGACUCCACGCCCGGCUCUGACGCCGGCGAGAUCACGCGCCUCUUCCCCAAGUGCCGCCCCAGGAACAGCCAGCACCAGCACGAUAGGCUAAGUGUAGGAGUGGGCGUGGGCGUGGAGGGCCGCGAAAUGAACGCUGUCAACAACGCGUCCUCGGAUGAGGAGCGCGCCGCAGAUGGCCAGCUCGUCAUACUCAAUUCUAAGGGAGGCGCGUACAAGUUGAGAGACUCCAGAAUAAUCGAGAUAGCUGGCGGUCGCGAAGUAUACUCGCAGAGCCGAACGAAGGCAGCGCGGAAGCUGCGUCAUAGCGCCACGCACAAGCACAAUCUGCGCAAUAAGCGCGCGCCUCACAACAUUAACGACGACUACACAGACACUCUUAACAAUGAGAUAUCUCUACACAGAAUUAUUAAUGAGCCGAAAAAAAUGAUAUCUCGUCACACUUCCCCGACGUACACGAACGGAGAUAGAGAAGGUAUCAUAGACAGCAAGACGAUGGGCAUUCCUAAGAACAGCUCGCCCAUACUGGACCCGCACAAGACCACCGAUGUCAGUGCAAAGAGCAGCCCCAUUGCUGUUGUAGCGGACGGAGAGGUCAUGGUCUUUGAUGAUAAUGACGACUGGAAAGUGAUAUUGAAUUCUGUGUCCCUAGGUUUGAGGAUGGACCCGGACGUUAGUGACAAUGAUAUAGAUACGAGUGUUAAGCGAACUUUAGACUGUAUGAAGAACGGUGACGGUGAUGUGAACAAUAAGAGUGAACUGAGUGAGGGGAGUGAGUCGUCGCCCUCGGGCAGCCCGGGCACCUGGCUGUCGGGGGACGAGGGCGGCAGGGAGGGGAGGGUGACGCGGGUCAUAGGGGAGCUCCCCAUCGCGGAGUACGAGGGUUCCCCCCGCAGGUACGGGGUCGGCAGCCAGAAGACUAGCAACAGAUCACCGAGACCUGGCUUCCCACAGAGGGUGGUGACGGAGAGCCGCGGGGAGUCUCCGCCUGUCACCUCAGCGUUCGACUAUCUGUACGAAUUCUCGGAGACGCGCAAAGUGCUGGAGGAGUUCUUCCGCUGUCCGGCCGCGCCCGGACACACGCAGCUCGCCGCCAACGAUGAUAUCGUCAACUUCCAGGACUUGGAGUACGAGCUGCGGCGACAGACGCAGGAAUGUCCUUCAGAGAAUGGUGUGGAGGAGGGCAGCGAGGCGGAGUGGCCGCAGCCUGAUGCGCUCGACUCGCUGGACUCGCCCCACGCGCCGCACAACCACACCAACUUCCUCGGCCUACAGCAACAAACAUCACGAUACGCGGCGCCGGAUGUGUCAGCGCUGAGAGCCGGUCCUCUUGACAGCGGUUCCACGUCCCCCGCGCCGAGGACCUCCAUACGAGACUUGCGUGACUUGCGUGACAUGCGUGACACACGUGACAUGCGUGACACUCGUGACGUACGCGACUCGCGUGACACAAGAGACUCGCGUGACUUGCGAGACUUGCUGGAGGUUCGCGACCACGGGUCUCGCGAACGACUCCCCUUCGUCAUGUCGUCGGCCGCCAGCGACUCGGCCAGCGAUCUCUCACUUGCCAUCAUGGAGAGUGAACUCUCCGAAAUGAAAGUGCAACUAGACUCUAACCGUGUAGUGGUGACACACCUGCCGGUGGUGGAGGACGGUCUCUCCUCCGGCCACGCCUCCGACACUGACAAUAAUAAUCAGAAUUCUUCGGUAAUAAUUGAAGAAAUAGUGGAGAACGGAACAAAUUCUGAUCCGCUCAUACUGUCCGAUGCCGACCUACACUCACUGGAUCCUCUAGCGUGUUCUGGUCCCCCGCCGCCUGCGCCCGCGCCGCAUCGCCCGCCAGCAGAACACGCAGCGCUGCCCGCGCACGCGCCUCACGUGCCUCAUGUGCCUCACGUGACCCACGCGCCUCACGUGCCUCACGCGCCUCAUGUGCCUCACGCAGCGCACGGCACGCACACGCCGCACAUACACGCCGCACACGACGACGUAUAUCCACGUAAGAGGCCGUCAUCAGCACAGAGCACGGAGUCAGUUGAGAUAAAGCAGGCAAGCGGUGACGAAGAUGAGGCCGACACGGACCUGGAGACGGACAGGCUGCUGGGCCAGCAGAGGACAGAUGACCAGGGAUUCUUUGAUGAUAAAGGGUGGCGCAAACCCAAGUCCCGCACGGUGAUGCCUGCGGGUGGGGGUGGGGGCGGGGGCGGGGCUGGGGGCGUGGCCGUGGGCGGGGCGGGUGCGGGCGGUGCGGGGGGCGGGCGCUCGCCGCGCUCGCUGGCCUCGCACGAUGCCGCUAAUGAAGACGCGCUGCACGCCGUCAAGGAUAAAGAUGGCAAGAAGAAAACAAAAAAUAAAGAAGACCCGUCAGUGCUGAUCGAGGGCGUGCUGUUCCGUGCUCGGUACCUGGGCUCCACGCAGCUGGCGUGCGAGGGUCAGCCCACCAAAGCCACCAGGAUGCUGCAGGCAGAGGAGGCCGUCUCCAGGAUCAAGUGGGGCUGCGAGGGGCCGUACUCGGGAGUGUACGCGGCGCCCGCGGCCGUCUUCCGCCUCGCAUUCCUCGGCUCCGUCGAGGUGGACGAGGACUCGCGCCGCAGGAAGAAGAGGCCCAAAAAGAACAUGGUGGAAGAGGCCGUCACCAAGAUCAAGGCUUUGGCCCCGGAAGGUGAAAACCAACCGAGUACAGAAGUGGACCUUUUUAUAUCAACGGAAAAGAUAAUGGUUCUGAACACGGAACUGAAGGAGAUAAUGAUGGACCAUGCGCUGCGGACCAUCUCCUACAUAGCUGAUAUAGGCGACCUCGUCGUCCUCAUGGCCAGGAGGAGGUUCGUCCCACACGAGAACGAUUCCGAUCAGCCAAAACUGAACCGUACUCCAAAGAUGAUAUGUCACGUUUUCGAAAGUGAAGAGGCGCAAUUUAUUGCACAAUCGAUCGGGCAAGCGUUCCAAGUCGCGUACAUGGAGUUCCUCAAAGCCAACGGUAUCGAGGAUCACAGCUUCGUAAAGGAAAUGGACUACCAGGAGGUGCUGAACAGCCAGGAGAUCUUCGGUGACGAGCUGCAAAUGUUCGCCAAGAAGGAGCUGCAGAAGGAGGUGGUGGUGCCAAAGGCCAAAGGGGAGAUCUUGGGGGUGGUCGUGGUGGAGUCCGGCUGGGGCUCCAUGCUGCCCACAGUGGUGAUCGCCAACCUAGCGCCAGCUGGGGCGGCGGCGAGAUGCGGACAACUUAACAUAGGAGAUCAAAUAAUAGCAAUAAAUGGAGUGAGCCUGGUGGGACUGCCGCUGUCGACAUGUCAAACUUACAUAAAGAACUCCAAGAACCAGACCGUGGUGAAACUGACGGUGGUGCCGUGCGCGCCCGUCGUGGAGGUCAAGAUAAAGCGGCCGGACACCAAGUACCAGCUCGGAUUCAGCGUGCAGAAUGGGGUGAUUUGUAGUUUGCUGCGCGGCGGUAUAGCGGAGCGUGGCGGCGUUCGCGUGGGCCAUCGCAUCAUAGAGAUCAACGCGCAAAGUGUGGUGGCUGUGCCGCACGAGCGCAUCGUCAAUCUACUUGCAACCUCAGUGGGCGAGAUAUUAAUGAAGACGAUGCCGACGUCGAUGUUCCGGCUGCUGACCGGGCAGGAGAACCCCGUGUUCAUAUAAGUGCGCGUUCGCCGCCGAUACAAAGUGCCUGCUUAUCUCACGCGCCCCGCCCUCUGCCCUCCGCCCGCUCGCCACACCCACCCGCGCAGCGCCACGCCCCUCGACAGCUGGGUCACGCCCACCUACAUAGCACAUGGGAAUAGGACGUACUGGUAGCAAAAAAAUCUAAAUCCACUAUUUUUAUUACCAUUUAUCAAUAAAAAUACUUUUUUGUUGAUUUUAAUAUAAAAGUUAUACGAAUUGGCAAUAACUUAAGACUCAAUAUAAUGACGUCGCUGUAGGUAUUUAUUACAAUGAUUGAUCUAUGAUCAUUAUAACCUACAAUUCAAGAAUUUCUCUUAUUCAGUACGAUUUGUGAAUCUGAGAAAUAUGUAACCAGAAGUUUAGAAAUUAAAAGAUCCAAAUCCUCAACUGUAAUUUAAAUAUACGAAACAUUAAAAAAAAUCCCGCCUUGAUUCACCUAGACUUCGAUAAAAUGUCUAUGGUAAAAGGAGCAUUAUUUUUCUAUUGUAUAUUCCACUGCUGACAUUUUUAUACCUAUAAGAGAUAUUGGCUCGGCUGUCGAUACAUACUCUAUGACACGACCACGGGAACUAAAGUCCAGAUAUGCUUACAAUGCUUAUUUGGCUAAAUUAAGUUAGUUAUAAGUUGUAUAUCGCCAUUGGUCAAGUGUUUGUACUUGCUAUGUUAGACUUAUGUCUAUCUAAUUUGAACUACAUUGAUAAAUAGAAAGGUAAUUCAACCAAUUUAUUCAAAAGUCGUUUUAAUAUGUAGUGCCCAUAGAUAUAUAACCUAGAAAUGAAGUAUUUCACACAAUAUUUGAUGAAUUAUCAGGAGUUGACUUUCGAAAUGCAAUUUCGUAUUUGAAUUGAGGAAAUUUACCUCAGUAUAAGACCUUCGAAGGCUUUUUUCACCUUACUUUCUAGUUCCGAUUUGGCAUCUAUAGGUUUUAUAUAUGUGGUAGU
Messenger RNA from Papilio machaon (common yellow swallowtail), 4655 nucleotides. RefSeq lists its product as uncharacterized. The transcript has 23 exons. Lineage: Eukaryota; Metazoa; Arthropoda; Insecta; Lepidoptera; Papilionidae. The record is from RefSeq and is a predicted model, not a curated record. Gene Ontology annotation, molecular function: protein binding. Gene Ontology annotation, cellular component: cytoplasm; dendritic spine; plasma membrane. Gene Ontology annotation, biological process: chemical synaptic transmission. The coding region runs from base 1 to 3690 and encodes 1229 amino acids.